AUGAACGACUUACAACAAGCUGUUCAUCUUAUAGAAUCAUUGUACUUGCCUCAACCUCCAAGCAAUGUCAAUGAAAUUCAACAGCAGCUACAAGCAGUUCAGCGAUCUGAUCAUGGACUGGAAUUGGGCAACCAGUUACUUUCACAAGAGAUGGGAUCACCCAAUAUCGAGUAUUUUGGAGCUUUGACUUUGGCGGUUCAAUUCCACACAACUAAUUCUACAGAAAUACUAGCAGAGCUUUUGAAGCUCAAUAUGUUGCAUUUGAGUCAACGGGCCCGACUUCACAUCACAAAUGGUCGGCAAAACGGAUCUCCCAUGCUUGUCAUCAAAAAGCUAAUGUCCAAUGCAGCACAGAUAUUUUUUAGAGUGAACAGUGCGGACGCCCUGAAUGGACCGCACGCAGUCUUAGAAUGGAACAACCCUUUAGAAACCUUCUGCACGCUUGUUUCACACCCAGCGCUGUCGCCAGACAGCGCUAACGAAGUUUUCGCACACGUAUUAUCCGAAAAAAUAUCCUAUGAUCAUCUCAUCUCACUUAUCAACUCGUCGCCAGACUUCAAUGCUCUGGCACUUCUAUUUUCCGAGGUCAUUAUGGAAGAUUUGAAAAAACAUCAAUCUAGUAAAGUUGGAAUUUCACGACUUCACGGAGUGGUGCAUGACCAUUUGUACAUAUCCAGCACGUCCAUUAUCAACUACAACCUCCAGCAGAUCGCAUUGGCCUUUCACAAUAAUCCCAGAGAACGGGCUCCAUUUGCUGACAGUGUUUUCCAGUGCGCCAUUGCUUGGGUGAACUACACUAUUAUGGCCAGGAGUAAAUCGCAGGGCCAUAUGGACCUAAGCGAGAUGUUUGAGAUUCUGAUCCAACUAAUGUGCUUGCACGAUUCUGCAAAUCAUUUCCCCUUCUCUGAAAAUGUGAUAGCUAUUCUGGGUGAAGUUUUUGCCAAUGAUCCCACAAUGUUGAGCUAUGAAUUGAGAUCAAAUGUGGAGGGCAUUUUCUUGGGGGUUCAUAAAUCUUCUGAUAAUGGCGCCGAUAGUCACCAAUGGAUGCUUCAGUACAUGAACCACCUGGUGGUGGAUGAAAUGUACGAAGAGCUCAAAGAACUGGCCCUCUGUGUCGUGGACUUUUUGCAAAUCAGUAAUUUAGACGUUUGCAACAAACUAUUCACAACGGUUUCGAACGGGAAUGCCGGCAACUUAGAUCAAUACAUCAAGGUUUUACUACAGAUGACCAACUUUACAUUGACUCCCGUUUUAGAGGAGUUUUUCUCCGUGAGAAUGGUAGACUUUUGGCUCGAUUUAUGCGAUGGAUACAACAAUCUGGUGAGAGACACUUUUAAACCUGAAACGCCAGAAUUGGCAGCACAUUUGUUCGGUCAAGUUGUUCAAAUCUAUUUGCCUAAGAUUCAACUAUCGAUAAAGCAAAAAAUUGUACAGGAGGGAGAGGACGAAACUUUGUUGCAUGAAUUUGAUGACUUUAGAAAUGCAGUUUUGGACCUGAUGGAAUCGAUGUGGGCGGUGCUGGGAAAUGAAAAGCUGACGAACAUUCUCAUAUCUAGCAUUGGACAAUUGACACCCAGCUCAGGGGAUGAUCUGUUCCAGAUCGAAGCAAUGUGUUUUUGCCUCGACAAGCUUUUGACAGAUAUGACUCUCAGUGGAAGCCCGGUGGUUUGCGGGACUUUGGAGGCCAAUCAGGGAUUUCUGACCAACGUUUUGCUGCUGAUUCAAACCGGCUGUCAACAAAAGGGAGCCUCUAACGGGAAAGAGGCUCAAAUUUUGAGUUGUGAUUUUGUCAAGACCGGCUCUUCGAUGCUGGCGACCGCGGCUGAUUUCAUCAAGAGCGACAGCCAUAGACUAAGGAGCUGUAUGGACGUUUUGUUCGGAUCGCUGGAGACGUGUGCGAAUGCGGACGCAGCGGAUAGUAAAAUCGAGCUCUCGCUAACGCGAUGCACGACGAAAAUGUGUGAGACAAGCCGUGCAGAGCUCGCAUCAUAUCUGCCCACUUUCCUCACAAUACAGAAAGCUAUGAUGCACAGAAGCUCUAAAGUAUCGGCCUACACUAAGCAAAAAUUCACCUGCUGCGUGGGGUACCUAAUUCAGGACUGCUUGAGAGACGGGCCAGCGCGCCAGGCGGAGUACUUGUCGCGGGUGAUUGGCACGAUUCGAAACGAGAUUUUGGAGUGUAUCAGCGAUCGAGACCACGUCUUGUGCCUGUUGCACUGUGUUUCGGAACUCGGAGGUGCGCUAGCGGUGCCCACAGAGGGUGCUGACGACCAAUAUGCGGCGCAGUUAGUCCAAAGUAACGAGUAUUGGGUUGCAGACCCACCACAACUGCGCGCAACGACGCUUGAUCUGCUGGAGCGCGUGCUGGCGCAGUAUGCUAGUGAUUCCGAGUUCGUGGAGCGUGCGUGUCUGAUCAUGGGUAGUCAGCUAGCGGCAACAGAAGAGGGGCCGCAUUUUCUGGGGUACUCGAUGCAAGAGCUGUUGGACUUUCUGCUAAAGCGUAACGGAGCGUGUGAACCCGCUGUGGCGUUGCCAUAUCUUUCUUAUCUGUUGGAACUGGUGGUUCGUCGUUACGCCAGCUCGCUAGCCCCAUCGGACUUGGACUAUCUCUUUGGCGAGUUUUUCUUGGGCUCACACCGCGCAGCGGUGGCAUCGGACCCGGACCUGACACAACUGAUGAUUAAUUUUGUGAGCUCGGUGCUGGAGACGCGUCCUGGACUGAUAGUUCACGGCGAACGGUGGCCCACGUUCAUUUUGCCCGAGUUUGUGCACGCACUGGGCGUAAAGGAGAGGUUCACCAUUGCUGCAGUGACCAAAUUCUGGACCAAGGUUGUAAACAACAAGCGCUUUUCACGCGCAGACGAAGUUGCCGUUCGCGCUCAAGUGUGCGAGUUGGGUCCGCAGCUGGUUGCUCACACGUUACAAGCGCUACUACACGCGCAGAGGUCCGACCUGGCGUGCUACUCGGACUUUUUGCGUGCUCUGGUCGCACGCUAUCCAUUGCAGUCGCGUCAAUGGCUAGAGCAGGCGUUGCCCGAGCUGGCCGCACACCAGCUUCGUGCGCACCAGGUGCUAAUGGAGAAACUUUUCGUGACGCGCGGCAGCCGGGCCGCAACGAACGCAGUCCUGGAAUGGUGGUUGGCCUGCAACGGGCUCCCGCCGCUGGCGGGGGCCACGGCAGCCUAG
This is a messenger RNA of Lachancea meyersii CBS 8951, 3186 nucleotides long. The record is from the annotation of a GenBank genome assembly. Lineage: Eukaryota; Fungi; Ascomycota; Saccharomycetes; Saccharomycetales; Saccharomycetaceae.